AUGAGUCAUGUGCACAGACCACAGGAGGGAAGCAGCUUCCUAGAGAGAAAGGAGCAUCUCAGUGGGGCCUGGGAACAUGGGGUACAAGGGAGAAACAGGACCAGACUGGACGGCCACAUUGGGCAGGCGCACGCUUCCAUGCCAGGUCCUGGGGAAGCAGACAUGAAUGGCAGAGCUGCCUGAGAACUGGACAGACACGCGGGAGACGCUGCUGGAGGGGAUGCUGUUCAGCCUCAAGUACCUGGGCAUGACGCUAGUGGAGCAGCCCAAGGGUGAGGAGCUGUCGGCCGCCGCCAUCAAGAGGAUCGUGGCUACAGCUAAGGCCAGUGGGAAGAAGCUGCAGAAGGUGACUCUGAAGGUGUCGCCACGGGGAAUUAUCCUGACAGACAACCUCACCAACCAGCUCAUUGAGAACGUGUCCAUAUACAGGAUCUCCUAUUGCACAGCAGACAAGAUGCACGACAAGGUGUUUGCAUACAUCGCCCAGAGCCAGCACAACCAGAGCCUCGAGUGCCACGCCUUCCUCUGCACCAAGCGGAAGAUGGCACAGGCUGUUACCCUCACCGUAGCCCAGGCCUUCAAAGUCGCCUUUGAGUUUUGGCAGGUGUCCAAGGAAGAGAAAGAGAAGAGGGACAAAGCCAGCCAAGAGGGAGGGGACGUCCUGGGGGCCCGCCAAGACUGCACCCCCUCCUUGAAGAGCUUGGUCGCCACUGGGAACCUGCUGGACUUAGAGGAGACAGCUAAGGCCCCGCUGUCCACGGUCAGCGCCAACACCACCAACAUGGACGAGGUGCCGCGGCCACAAGCCUUGAGUGGCAGCAGUGUUGUCUGGGAGCUGGAUGAUGGCCUGGAUGAAGCGUUUUCGAGGGGCAGGGAGCUCACUGGGGAGGAAACCCCUUCCAGCGUUGUCCAGAGCUGUUAGAAAGUUCUUACUGUUGAGUCAAAAACUAUUCCUGGUGGCUGCUCUGCCGCAGUCUGAGGUGAGCGAAACACACUGCAGCUCAAGUUGAUUUCCUCCGACUUGAGGAGGCGUGGCCUUCAAAAAUGGGCUUUUUUUUUUUUUUACAGGCUUUGCUCCCUCCACAGGUCUGUGUUUAUGAACAGGGGAAGGGAGAAAGUGUUUAAUGAAGCUCGUGAAGCGUUCCAUAGCAGGGAAGGUCAGGCACAGUGAGGAGGUGUUUUGGUAUAGCCUUUGGUGGCAUUUCCCCGUUUUCCCAGGGGCCAUCCUUGUGGCCCCCUGCAGCUUGGGGACAUGCCACUGAGAAGGCUGUGGCUGAGGAGAGGCCUGGGCAGGUCAGGGUUCCGAGCCCUGGGUCCCCGUCUGUCAGGCCUCCCUUUCUCACUUGAGACCCUCAGCAGCCUCCUACAGCCCUCCCACAUCAGGGGCUUUGUUUGGGGUUGGAGUCAGCGAUUUUUGGUCCAGCGGGUGGGGACAGAGUCAGGGUCUUUGCCCUCCUGCCUCCUCCUUCCUCUUCCUUGCCUCCUUCUUGCCAGGGACUAGUGGAAACCCCUUGGUCCAGCCUGGGGCGAGGGCGACAGUGACACCUUCCCUGCCUCACUGGCUGACGACACCUGCCCUCUGAAGAAAAUCUUUUGUUUGCUUUCUCCACAUUAUUUUGAGCAUCAUGUGCCCUUUAUUAACAAUUUUGAAAAUCAGCAAAGCAUUAAACAGAAAGUAACACCAUCCUGUAAUCCCACAGCCCAGAGUUUUGGGCUUAAUUCAUGCUAAUCCUAUACAUAUACAUUAUUUUGCAUUGAUCAGCUCAUCGUAUUUGCAUUUUGGGAUCCUGAUUUUUCACUUAACAGCGAUGUGUCAGAAGCAUUGCUCCAGGCUGUUAAAAGCUCCUCGUAAACACCUCUUCCAUUGACUGCCUAACAUUCUCUUAAGGGAAGCUGCUAUAAUUUACUUGACUCUCCCCUAUUCUUUUGGACAUGUAGGUUGUCUCCCUUUGUAAAUUUAUUUUUCGAACAGCACGGUGUUGACACAGUUAUAGCCAAAGAAUCUUCCGUGUUCCCUCCCACAGCUUGUUCCCCACCCCACCCCCACCCCCGCUGCUCCCUUUACCAGCCCCUUCUCCUCUUUCCUGGGCAUGUCCUGACUGAGCUGGGGCACAGAGUGGGUGCUCUGGCCUCUCCCGGGGGUGGGUGCACCGCUGGCUGCCCCUGACUUUUCUGAGCUGUUUGACUCUCAAGGGGAGGUGCUUUGAUCUGAGGUUACUCCACCUCCCCUGCACCGGGGGCUUCCUUCUUGGGCCAUGUGCCCUGCUGUUCCCCACUGGUGCCCCCUCGCGUCUGACCCUGGGGCGCGCCAGCCCUCACCCAGGCUCUCGGCUCACACAGCUCUGCCUUCCAGGCUUGCCCAGUCUCGGACAAACCCUCAGGUCCUGGACACUGGCCUGACAGCCCAGGACAUGCAUUACGCCCAGUGCCUCUCGCCUGUCGACUGGGACAAGCCUGACAGCAGCGGCACAGAGCAGGAUGACCUCUUCAGCUUCUGAGGGCCCGGGGCCAGCCGGACACAAGCGGCCCUGACACGUGAUGGACCAAAGCCACCUGCUGCGGGGGAGCCAGUUCUGGGGCCCGCCUGCCACCUCUCCCAGCCCUCAGCAUUGUCAGCCUGAAGAUCAGAGCUGCAGCCAGUCAGGCAGGGGAGAGAUUUUUCUUUUAAGCCCUGCUCUUUCUCUGAGAACCAAAAGAUGCCUUGAAUAUUUAUUCAGUGACUUCUGGCUUAUGCUCAGAAGCCAGUCUGCGUCAGGCACGUCUCCUGCUGCGUGACAUGUGCAGUGCUGUAAUCGGCUCCCGCUUGCUCUCCUGGAGCAAGCUCUGCCCUGGCUGUGGGUAUCAGGACUGUGACCAAAGCAUUUCUAGUCCCUUCUCUCUUUCUAAGGACCCAAAUUUCCCUGGGGGCAUCCUGCUUCCUGAAAGCUGUUGGAUUUCAGUGAUUUUUCCCCCCACCCCCCAGCACAGGAGAGCACCCACAGCCGCAGAAGGGGAAUGUGUCCUCCUGCUCUGCUUCCUCAGGGCCCAGCAGGCGGGGGUUUGAGCCCUGGACCCCAGGCUCUUAGAGACUAAGGGGCAGCUCCUGACCAAAGACGAUACAGCUUGGCACUUUAAAGCAUUAACAGCAGGUGUGACCCUGAGGGCUCCUCCAUGGUGCUGCAUUGAGUCCAGCUUUCCUUCUGCCCUUCCUCCAGGAGAAGGGGCCCAAGGUCCCCGUGGAUGGUCUCCACCUGUGCUUGGAACCAGUGUAACUGGCUGCUCCCUGCUCCCAGGGACUGACACGGGGAUCAUCUCUGUGACCGCCCUCCGUCGGGCCCCUGCCUGCCUUCUCCCCUCCACGCAAGGCUGUGCUCUUCCUCUGGUUUCUGUGUGUCCGUUUGAGUGUCUGCGCCCCGCCUCCCCAUACUUCCUGGGAUGAUGUGUGAAACCUGACACCUAGAUUUAUUUGGAAAUAUUCUAUGACCACUUUACAGAUGAGGAAACAGGCCUCAAGCGUGGAGGGGUAGAGUGAAGAGUAGAACCCAGGUCUGAUGCCAAAGCUGCUUUCUUCUCUGCCUCCUCCUCACGCAACUCACACCUCCUUUUCUUCUAGCUUUGUUGUCCUCCCAGGAACCAAAAAACCCCAGCUAUUUUCUGACCAAAAUGUGUUUCAUAACAAACCAUCUGGUGCCUUUCCACACAGAACUGGCAGGAGCCUCGUGUCCUGCUAGCUGUCUCUCUUGUUGAUUUCCGUGAAAAUGCAAGUGUUUGAAGUCUGCUCAUUCCGAGGGUGAAACAAAAUCCAACCCUGUCAGAAUCAUGCUGUUCUCUUUGCUGACACUGUGACCCUGGGUCGGGACAGACCAGCAGCAAUCUGUCUUUAGAAUCGCUUUCCUUCCUCCCCUUUUGCCCCCGUGGGGCUCCCGGCAUCCUGAAAGCCAGCAAAGCCUCCAGCAUCUUUUCCAUCCUGAGGUGCCUCCCAGUGGCCUGGCUUGUCGGAGCAAGUUUCAUCAGCCCUAGGGAAAACACGGCCCUCCUGGGAACCUCCUUACCUGGAGUAACCGGACACCUUAGACGGAGGUGCCUGAGGGUGGGGUGGGAUUUGCAGGGUCAUUAUCAGAACAUGAGGAUAACUUCCUUGCCCCUGCUCUGUAGCCACCUCCUUGGCACCGGCCUCUAUUUGUCAUAAGGCGGCGUGGGCGAGGCCUGACACAGGCCAGCCUUGGCACGAGGGGGGCCAGGGGUUCUGAGAAGCGCUGCCCUGUGAGAGCCACGCUGGCCUUCGUCUCCAUCUCUGGUUGACGGGCUGUCCGUGUGCCUCCUGUGUGUCUGCAGACAAGUCUUGCUGUGCUUUAUUUGUGAAACUUUAAUGAGGAAAAAACAAAUAAUAAAUGUUCUCGUUUUGAAACUCAA
This is a messenger RNA of Homo sapiens (human), 4392 nucleotides long. It is a transcript of the gene LDLRAP1, whose product is annotated as low density lipoprotein receptor adaptor protein 1. Gene Ontology annotation, cellular component: neurofilament; early endosome; cytoplasm. Gene Ontology annotation, molecular function: amyloid-beta binding. The transcript is spliced from 9 exons. The record is from RefSeq and is a predicted model, not a curated record. Bases 167 to 922 code for a protein of 251 amino acids. NCBI's taxonomy places the organism in Eukaryota, Metazoa, Chordata, Mammalia, Primates, Hominidae.